Messenger RNA from Lasiosphaeria miniovina, 1813 nucleotides. RefSeq lists its product as uncharacterized. The transcript has 3 exons. Gene Ontology annotation, molecular function: zinc ion binding; DNA-binding transcription activator activity, RNA polymerase II-specific. Gene Ontology annotation, biological process: regulation of transcription by RNA polymerase II. The record is from RefSeq and is a predicted model, not a curated record. NCBI's taxonomy places the organism in Eukaryota, Fungi, Ascomycota, Sordariomycetes, Sordariales, Lasiosphaeriaceae. The coding region runs from base 218 to 1642 and encodes 474 amino acids.
GUUUUGUCGCUCCUUUUUCUGACUUUUCGUUCGCAACCCGGAAUGUGAAAACACAAAUCCCGUCCGUGUUGGUGCAAGUAGGUACCCCCAAACCGAAUUUACUGGGCCAAGUGCAUCCUGGGAAGUCACCAACCGGUGCACAACCUUGAAACAGUGGAGGCUAGCCUGAGUCUGGGAGCGGUACCCGUCCCGUUUGCAGGUUCCAGUGGGGGUCUCAAUGGCUCCUCCACGCCUGGGCUACAGGAAAUCCCGUGCAGGCUGUCUGAGGUGUAAGAAGCGACGCGUCAAGUGCGAUGAAAACCGCCCCUGCAGGGCUUGCGUGCGUCACGGAGUUGUGUGCAGUCUCGGGGUGCCAAGCUCUGGCACUUCGGCACAGACUUCGUCCUCGCUAUCACGAGAAACAUCGCCAGCAGUUUCAUCACAUAGCCCUGUCGCGUGGAUAGUCGAGAGACCACGGCUCAUCCAGCCACGCCGCCCGUCGUCAGCUGAGGCAUCUACCCCCCCGGCCUUGAUCGACACGCCAACUCCUCUACCCGCUGCUUCCCCUCUCUCGUUUGAGCCAGCAGACACGCCCAUAACAUCCUCUCCGGACCCAUUUCCCUACUUUGCCAAGUUCUCCACCGACAGGGCGGAACGGGGGACAGCAAGCUGGCUCGAGGACCUCGAGCUGCUGCACCACUUCACCGCCACAACCUGGAAGACGCUGUCCCAGCACGGCGUCCACAAGCUGAGCGACCUGUGGCAGGUCGACAUCCCGAAGCAGAGCUUCCAGAACGUGUUCCUGCUGCACCAGAUCCUCGCCACGUCGGCCCUCCACCUGGCCUUCCUGCACCCGGCGCAGCGAGCUAAGCGUGCGCUGCAGGCCUCGCAUCACCAGAGCCUGGCCAUCCAGGGCAUCCGCGUCGCGCUGACCGACAUCACGCCCGACAACUGUCACGCCUUGUUUGCCUCGUCGGGGCUGUUCUUUGUCAGCGGCUUUGCCGCCUCGCGGCCCGACGAGAACACCCCCGACGGCGCCGGCCCCAAGAUAGACGACCUAGUCGACGUCUUCCGUCUGCUGCGCGGCAUCACGUGCGUUCUGGAAGCGUCCGGAGACUUGCUCCGCAGCGGUCCGCUCGGCAGGAUGUUCUCCCACCAGGAGGAAGGCAACGGCUUGACCGUCGAGCUCCAGCAGCUGAUGACCCAGAUCGAAGAUUUUCUCUCCCGGGUUCGCCAGGCCGGCGGCCACAACAGCAUCGGUGGUGACGACAACGAAGCCAUCCAUUUUGCCAGCCAGGUGCAGACAACGCGGGGAAGGGACGUCGUCGAAGCUGCCGGCAACCACCUCAACCGCGUCAUCGCCACCACGUGCGCCACGCUGAAGAGCCCCGAGUACCGCAUCAUCGCCGAGUGGAUCAUCGCUGCCGGCGACGAGUUCAUCACGUUGCUCCGGCAGAAGAACCAGAUGGCCCUGGCCCUGCUGUCGUACUACUGCGUCGUGCUGCACAUCUCGGGGCGGGGCUACUGGUUCACCAGAGGAUGGAGCCAGAGCGUCAUGCAGGACAUGGCGGCGGCCAUGACGGCCCCGUGGGACCAGGACUCGGCGUGGGCCGUUAGCUGGCUUGCGAGCCACCCGAUUGAAAGUCACCCGGAGACGCUAUAACCAGGAGAAUAACCAGCAGAAGAGAGAGAGUUGGCCGUUUACAAGGAAGCCAGGAGACCUAUACAUCAAUGCAUACAUCAAUACAUCACAUAUGCUGUAAUUGGCGGGAAAACAAAUGUCACAGGUUAUAGAUGAUAAAUUCCACCGUCAAAACACCACGCGCCCCGUGUG